Molecule: messenger RNA, 1328 nt
Organism: Durotheca rogersii
Lineage: Eukaryota; Fungi; Ascomycota; Sordariomycetes; Xylariales; Xylariaceae
Product: 3-oxo-5-alpha-steroid 4-dehydrogenase
Exons: 2
Coding region: 136-993 (285 amino acids)
Biological process (GO): steroid metabolic process
Cellular component (GO): membrane
Molecular function (GO): 3-oxo-5-alpha-steroid 4-dehydrogenase activity
Source: RefSeq, a predicted model, not a curated record
UCCGCUAACUACGAGAUUUCGAGCCCCCUUCGCUAAAGUACCUAGGCGCCGAAGCGGACCCAGCCUCGCCUUCUUUGGUCCCUCCGAGCACACACAUCUCAAUCCAAGCCCGCACCGAGCUGCGCACCCCUCAUCAUGGCCAUCGUCCAAGACUGGCUGCCCGCCAGCAGAGAAAACUACGAGACCAUCCUGUUUUGGUGGAAGCUGUACCCUCUGCUUGCCUCAAUGCAAUGGCUCAGCUCGUGGUAUGGCAUGGGGAAAACCUCCGUUCAGAGUAGAUUCAACCUGCCGGGGAGGAUUGCGUGGAUGACGAUGGAAGCCCCAGGCUUCACCACCCUCCUGUACAUCGUGAGCACCCUCCCUGCUCAGCAUGGCAUCACCGACCUUCCCUGGCAGAAUAAGGUCCUCGCCGGUCUCUUUGUCAUCCACUACACCUACCGCGCCAUCAUCUUCCCCAUCAUUCAGCCGUCAAUGUCGCCCAUCCACGUCCUCAUCUGGGCCAAUGCCAUCUUCUUCCAGCUUUGCAACGCAACCUGCCUCGGAAGCUGGCUGGCGGCUUACGGUCCGACCACCCAAGAGGAGUGGGAUGCCCAGACCUGGUCGGUACCGCAGUUCGCCUUCGGCCUUGUCGUCUUCUACGUCGGGCUGGCCGCCAACUACUUCUCUGACGAGGAGUUGCGUGAAAUCCGCCGGGGCGAGCUCCGGCGCCAGGCGAAACUGAAGCUCCAGGGCAAGGUUGUCGACAAGCACUACGAAGUACCCCAGAACGGACUCUUCAAAUACAUGCUGUACCCCCAUUACUUCAUGGAAUGGAUCGAGUGGCUCGGAUACUGGAUUGCUGCCGGCGUGGCAUGCACCCCCGCCAGGUGCUUCUUGCUCAACGAGUUCUCCGCCAUGCUCCCCCGUGCGAUUUCCGGCGGUAAGUGGUACAGGCAGAGGUUUGGAGACGAUAAGAUCAAGGGCAAAUAUGUCAUCAUCCCUGGCGUCUACUAGCCAGACGUGCCCGAGGGCAUGUAUAUGGACAAUCCGAUUUGCUACGUGUUUCGACCAGGGAAAGCAACAUCAUCAAGGCCGAAUUAACGGUACAUCUAGGACUCCCCUAUCCCGCCCGGCGGUAUAUUCCAGGGACGGGCUGACCUCGAGGAAUUCUCGAAUUUUCCAAGCAUCCGUCCGUGAGCCUCCUCAAAACGAAGCGGCCAGCACGCAAUGUAGAGAUGAUUUACAUGAUCUGGCUCUUAUUCGAAUUUAUACAUUGGCUUAUUUUUACCGUACCUAGCCUAUGACAGUCUCCUCCUAGUCCCGAUAGGCGGGAAGAAUUAUCGCCUCCC